ACCCUUUAGCAAGUCUUCACUUCUACUUACUUAUUUAUUUUAACAUUCCCUCACAAUGUCUAACCAAUCCACUCACAAACAAUUUGACUCCAAGUUGUUACACUAUCUCAGACAAUACUCCUUGAUUCAAUAUGUCAACAAUUUAGUAUUUUCAUUCAGCAUUACAAACACAUUAUAUGCUCAAUACGUUGCACCAGUAGCAGAAUAUGUCAACACCCAAAUCUCCAGUGUUAGUUAUUCCUACAAUUUAGCAACCUUUAUUGAUGGCGUUAGUACUGAUGUUCUUUUACUCCUUGACAAGUUGUUAUUGCAAUAUCCCGCCCAAACUUUAGACUCAAUCACCAAAACUUAUGUUAAGCCAAUUGACAACAAGUUGGUUGAAGUUAACAACAAGUAUUUUCGUCCCAUUGAGGAAACCAAAACGGAAGGUUUUACCAAGUUGUGGAAUACUGUAAAGAACAUUGCUACUAACUUGAAAGCUAGCGCUUUUUCUAAAUCUACUGAAAUUCAAAAGAAUCUUGUUGACACCUAUAAUCAAGAAUUGUCUAGCACCACCAAGCAAAAUGUCAUCGGUAAGAAUAUUGAAGCUUCAUAUAAUACUGCUUCUAAGACUAUCAAGACUUUGAAUGAAGAUUAUAUUACUCCUUUAAAGGCACAAACUCAAGAUAUUGUUGAUCAAUUUGCUGCACAGACUAAGAAUAAGGCUGAUGAAAUUAUCAAGACUAAAGUCAACCCAAAGAUUGACGAAUUGAAACAAAAGAAGGAUGAUUUCUUGCAAAAGAAUAACACCUUUGUUUCUGCUUCCGCAUAAAAUUGAAACAUCAAACAUUUAAUCACCUUCCUAAGCUUUUUUUUCUACACUGUUUGACAAUUGAUACUAUAUUUUUCUUUUUUGCUACAGCAUUCUUCUUCCACUUUAAUCAUUGGUGAUUAUAGUGUGUUGCCUAUUUUAUAUCCCAUUUUUGUACUUUAUAGUCUAAAUACAUCCAUUUUG
Spathaspora passalidarum NRRL Y-27907 is the source of this 994-nucleotide messenger RNA. RefSeq lists its product as uncharacterized. The record is from RefSeq and is a predicted model, not a curated record. The transcript has a single exon. The coding region runs from base 56 to 811 and encodes 251 amino acids. NCBI's taxonomy places the organism in Eukaryota, Fungi, Ascomycota, Pichiomycetes, Serinales, Debaryomycetaceae.